Daldinia decipiens is the source of this 2752-nucleotide messenger RNA. RefSeq lists its product as uncharacterized. Lineage: Eukaryota; Fungi; Ascomycota; Sordariomycetes; Xylariales; Hypoxylaceae. The record is from RefSeq and is a predicted model, not a curated record. Gene Ontology annotation, molecular function: protein binding. The transcript is spliced from 6 exons. The coding region runs from base 100 to 2511 and encodes 803 amino acids.
GCCUCUUCAAAGCACCAAUACUUUUCCUAUCGACAUAUAGAUUUGGUAAGAGAAAUAAUGUUUAGUUACCCAACCUCCCACUAGGGCAAGGAAAGGAUAAUGGCGGAAUCAUCGACAGGAGCAUAUAUCGGUUUUCCACCUUUCAAUUCCGGCGGGGAUAUCUUAUUUGAUGAAUCUCUAUCUUCCUGCAUAGAGAAUAUCCCGCCGUCAGCAAGCGCUCCUUCAGAAGAACAAUCGCAAACGGGAUCAGCUCGGUGUGAAUCCAGAAAUGGAUUGACUGAAGAACAAAAGCAAGAGCUUCUGAAAGAAAUUAAUGAAUUAGAGACACCAGAAGAGAUAAAAUCGGUGAUCCAGAAAUGCCGCUCAUUAGGUUUAGACCUCGACAUAAACCGACUUGUUCGAUUUGCUAUCCGCCGAGAUUACCUGCUAAUUGUCAAAUAUCUGGUCGAAGAAGAAAACGCGGACCUGACGCGUCGGGAUAUCUUUGAUAGAUAUGCCAUCUUCUAUCUGCGGAACCCGAGCCCCGAGUUGUUGGAGUAUCUAUCAAAACACGACUGCUUUACCGUAGAGCACUUGAACUACCUGGAUAAGAAAAAAUGGUCUCCCUUACACUAUGCAGUAAAAAACUCCAAUUUUCAUCAUAUCAAGCACUUACUCAUAAUGGGUGCCAACGCCGAAAUGGAAAAUUUCGACCAUAAGAUGCCGAUAGAACUGAUUGAUACGAACGGGUAUAGAUGGAGAAGGAAUAUGCUACUUUUCGCAUUUUGGAAGCUACGCCAAUUAUAUCCUCAUUUGACAAAUGUGCCCUUUCACGACUCCCAUGGUAACAUUGUUACGAAGCAGUUAGAUAUACACCCAGAUUUCAGAUUGUUCGAAGGCGGCGGCGUAAACUGGUGUCAUAUUCCGUGGACAAACGGUAUCAUAGUCUUUGCUGCUCUUAGGGAACUCGGACGAUAUAAUCAUUCUUUUUUUGCAGAUGAUAUAUAUGGCUCGUGGUUCCAAGGUGCUACCCCCGUCCUAAGUAAUCCGAAGCUUUACUGCCGUAAGCCAUCAUACGAGUCAAAAUACUCUGACCCUAAACCGUAUAUAUCUAUGGUGUUCCCCUUUCUCGUACUUCAGACCAAAGAGAAUCAUAUGCAGUCGAGGGAGGAUAUUCUUAAGUUUAGGUUAAAUAUACCUAAUGACUUCGCCCAGAGUGUAGUACAGGUGGAGCAAACACUGGAUGAGACUUAUUACUCGACCCUCUCUACUGAAGCACUUGCACAUCGAAAUAAUGACCAGGUGGUUUCCAGAGAGUGCGUAGAAACACUCAGUGGCAAACAGCUUAAAUACAAUGAGAGACCUAUUUUAAUUGUGUCCCAGCUGUGGCUGUGGAAAGAUGGAAACUGCAUUUUAACUGCCUACACAGAAGAAGGACCACGUCUCCAGCCAAUUCCUGAAACUACGUUUCCCGGGGGGUUUGAGAACACAGCCGAAGUACUUAAACUUGAUCAAAUGGUUUUGGAAGACGAAAACUCUGACUAUAUUUCUGCAUUACACGCUGCGCGUAUUAUAACCAAUCGCCUUUCAAAAUUCGGCGAAUCACAGGCCGGUGGGGAGUUGCCAUCGCCCCUUGAUAUCUUCGAGAUUGGCGUAGUCCGAAUUCUAUCGGAUGUUGAAGCGUAUACAGAUCCAAACAAGCAAUUGCUACCUGAAGAUAUUGAGAAAGAGCGUAAUUUUAUGCAUAGAAUCGCCGACGUCAAAGAGGAACUAGCAAUGGUACAGGAAAUCCUGGAUCAACAAAAGGAAAUUCUCCGGAGUUUAAUUCAGGAUAUCGAGAAUCAUGAAUUUCGUAAUAUGUCAGAGAAGUGUGUUGGUGUUGAAAAAAACUAUAACGAGGGAAGAUGGGAGAAAUUGAAACUAUCGGCAAAAGACGUCGAUGGGUUUCAAAAGCGGGUUUCCAAAAUUGGUAGAGACGCAGAGAGAAUCGAGAAUCUAAUUCAGAAUCAGCUGAAUAUGAAGCGGACGUACGCGAGUAUAAGGGAUGCUCGCACCGGGUUGAUUCUCAGCGCAGCUGUUAUUGGAUUUACGGUUAUCACAAUUAUAUUCGCGCCAUUAGCCUUUAUAACAAGUUUAUUCGCUCUGCCCCUAGAGGGUUUCCUCAAAAACCAAUACCAACUCGACGGAGGAAACGGAAUAGACCCGACCGCCGCGUACACCACGAAGUACGUUGCGAUUUGGUUUGUUGUGGCUGAGGCCAUAUCGUUGCUUGUCACUAUCUUCCUAGUAGCGUUGUGCCUCUGGUAUUUUGGCGUUCACAAGAAUUUAUCCAUGGUACGAGAAAACCAUUCCAGCAAAAAUAUGGUGGUAGAUGAUCGCAGGCGCUCUAAGACUAAGUCGAGUAGAGUGGAUAAAACGACCAGGUCAGUCGGAGAGAAGAAGUCGGGAUCGGAUCAGGAGAAGACAGGUAUGAGAAGAAAGACCACGAAGCUUUGGAGUCGUUCAAAACAGGGUGAAUCAGGUCUGGUAUAAAGGGGUUUCUUACGAUAUCCUACGCCAUAAUUCGGCCUCCGUUGGCUGGGAUUAAGUUGAAUUGACCAAGGUUCAAUCGUAUUAGCAAUGGGCUGGAGUAGGGUGAUUGAUCUAGCACUUAUAUGAUUUAUGUAAAAUAGUUUCCUAUUUUUCGUUCCGCUUCACCCUUGGUGUGCUUUUGGCUCGCCAUUCAAUACAGCAUCACAGUUACACAUAUUAAUUGUAUCACACUCAUCAUCAC